This is a messenger RNA of Cantharellus anzutake, 378 nucleotides long. RefSeq lists its product as uncharacterized. The record is from RefSeq and is a predicted model, not a curated record. Lineage: Eukaryota; Fungi; Basidiomycota; Agaricomycetes; Cantharellales; Hydnaceae. The annotation marks the transcript as partial. The transcript has a single exon.
AGCAGAUUUGUCUGGCUGCGAGGCUCGCCCGGAAUGGGGAAGACUGCGAUUUGCCUGAGCAUUGCGUCCUACUUCGAGAACCAGGGCACCCUAGCUGCAUCGUUCUUUUGGGACAAGAAUCAACCGGGAACGGGACUCGAUUCUAUUCAACAGUUUCCUUCCACUCUUGCAUGUCAACUCGCAUCCUUCCAUGAGGAGUUCAAGCUUGCACUUGUCAAACAUCUUCGGCAGCGAGGUCUUGAGCCCGUGCAGAAUCUCCCUCUAGAGAAGCAAAUGAGGGCUCUGGUUGUUGAGCCUAUGGGUGAUCUUAAGGACUUACUGUUGUCGAGCAAGGACCGCUUCAUCAUCAUCUUAGAUGGGUUGGAUGAGUGCGGGGAU